AUGCCAUCAUCGAAAAACGCUAGGGUAUGUGGUAAUGUUCAACCUUUUUUGGGGACUUUGAAAAUGACUUGGGACACUUUGGCCACGUUUGAUUGGGGACGACGUUGAGCCAAAAAUGAUUAUCAGAACUAGAAUUGGAAAAUGAUAAAACAUCCUAACUUUCUAGAAUCCUAAAAGUAUUCCGAAUGUGAGAUUGUCACAUUUUUGGAAUACAUACGUGCAACUUUGGAUAUAACGUUCAAUAAAAACGUUUUUUUUUUCAAGUUUCAACAUUUUGAUGUGAAUUCCUUUCAAAGUAAUUUCAUCCAUCUUUGAGAACUUGCAUCUCAUCAAAAGUAUAAACUUUAUAAUUAGGUCAAUUUCAAUGUCUUCUCUUCAACGAUCAAGAGUUAUCUUUACUUUCAAGUUUCUCGAAAGUUCCCUCAAUUUUGUUCUCGAAACUUCUAUGAAUUAUUUUUAGGAUUGUGAAACUUAAGAUUGCGUCAUGUGCUAAAGUACAUAUUCUGAAACGCUUACGAAUAUUCUCCCCCCAAAUUUGUCGAAUAUACAUACAAUUCAAGUAUUUCGCAAUUCGUUUCUAUUUGUCUUCGCCGUCUAUCUCUUUUCUUUGUGGGCGAACAUUGCGAAAUUUCAUCUGAAUCAAUGCUAUUUCGCAAUACGUUUCUCUGUGUCUCUCACUUUUCCUCUUCGUCUCACAUCAAAAAGCCCCGCCCGCUUUUUUGGUUAGUACUGUAUUCAGUAUUUUGCAAUCUCACGAAACAUAUUGUUAAAUCCAGACUAUAUAAUUCAUAAGUUCGGAAUAAAAUUUAAAAUGUGAAUUUUAUUUUUAUUUAUUAUGAAAAUGAGACCUAUUUUUUUCUCUCACAUUUUUCUUGUUCCAAUCAAUGUGUUCUCAUUUUCAUCACCUUUAUUGUUUUGCUUUAAACUCAUAAAUUUUCAGAAGAUGGAAAGACAAUCGAUUUCGCGCAAGCGAAAUUUUUCGUCACGUCUUCCUCAAACUGGUGAUGUACCUGCUGCACAAAAUGUUGUGAACCCGACUCUUCCACAAUCCAAAAAGUUUGCUUUAUCAACUCCACCAUCCUCAUCAAAUUCUUCACCUUCAACACCGAUCUCAUUUCCUUCUUCUGUUGCCCCACCAAAAUCAUCUGAUCAUUUGAACGACGGUGAAGUUUAUCAUAAUUAUGUGAUUAAUGGAUGUGGUAAAUCAGUAAAAGCAAUUCACACACCAACAAAAACUGUUUUUGUUGCAACAUCUUAUAAUGCAAUUGAAGCUCAGAAAGUGAUUAAAAUUUUGUAUCGUAUUGAAAUUGGCCAAAAAUAUUACAAGAAAGAAAAUUAUGAUGAAAUGAGGUAAGCUAAUUGAAAAAUGAAUCUUUUUAAUAUAAAAUAUUCAUUGAUUUAGUGAUCGAAUUUGGCCGAAAGAAGCUGAAUUCAUAAAAGUGAACAGUAACAAAUAUGUGUUAUUUGUUCCAUCAAUCGAAGAAAAUGUUCAUACUUUGGCAUUUGAUAAAGCUGAAGAUUUGACAGAAUUCGAUAUUCAAAAUAUUUUCUUUCAAUUGGCAAAUAUCACUGACUUUUGCCAUCAAAUUGGAAUAAUUGUUCGAGAUUUGAAACCAAGAAGAAUGUUAUUGAAAAAUAUAAAAUCGAAGCCUAUAUUGUAUAUCACAUCAAUCACAGAUUUUACACUUCUUGAUGAUCCAGAAAAAGAUUUAAUCAAAGAUCGAUUUAUAUCUCCAGCGUUUGUUCCACCAGAGGUUAGUUAGAUUUUAUUUUUUUUCUUCAAAUCUAAACCCUCACUUUUACAGCUCUUGGAUAUGGGACCUGAUGGAUAUUCUGGAAAAAGCUUGCGAUAUUUGGGGAUUGGGUGUACUUUUAUAUAUGUUGAUUGUUGGGCGAUUCCCAUUCUACGAUAAAACUCCGGCUGCAGUUUUCCGGAAAAUUCGUAGAGCAACAAUCAUUUUCCCGCAGCUUUUAUUAUCAAAAGAUUGUAAGUGAUCAAUAUAAGCAAAAUGAAUAAAAUCCUGAAAUAAUAAUUUUUAGUUACAAAUAUGGUGCAUACUUUGUUGCAAAAAGCACCAGAAGAUCGACCAACAGCUGAUGAAAUUGGUCAAAUGACACUUCCCUCUUCAAAUUUACCAUGUAGAUCAAAAUGCCAACAAAUGUUGUCGGACAUGGUGCGCAAAUUUGAAAAUAUGAGAGAGGCAUUGGAUGCAACAAAUUCUGUUGAUUUACUUCCUGAAUUAGAUGAGAGAAGAGAACGAAUGUUGCGAUCUCCUUUACGAGUUCAUGCAACAAGAUGGUAUGGAAAUAUGAAAAUGGUAGUGAAAAGAAACAUGGAUGAAAUAAAUAAUAUUACGGCGCAAAAACGUAUGCAAUUGGAGAAUCGUAAAGAAUGGGCACCUUUGAUUCGACGAAUUGCUGCUGAACGUUUUGCACUUAUCAUGACUUUGUAUAAAAGGGAAAAUAGAGAGCCGCAUCCGGGUCUAAGCGUAUCGAAUCUUCCAUUGGAACUCCUUCUCCCACCUGAAGUUUAUCCACCAAGACCGGAUUUCAGAAUGAAAAACUAUGCGAUUACUCAUGAAAUUUAUUAUCUUCUUAAAAGACACGAUUCGUUGAAAUUUCCAACUAUUCUUGCGGAUGGUGAACAAUAUAAUUUCAAAGUUCCUAUCAAACUUUGA
Messenger RNA from Caenorhabditis angaria, 2678 nucleotides. The record is from the annotation of a GenBank genome assembly. Lineage: Eukaryota; Metazoa; Nematoda; Chromadorea; Rhabditida; Rhabditidae.